UAUAAAGAUGAUACUACAAUCGGAAUUUGCAAAAAUCGACGAUGCCCUUGACAUCUGUGUCUCCAUGGAGGAGGAUCUGAACGAGUGUCUGAAUAAUGUGGAGGCCAUGAUCCAGAAGUACAAUGCUCCCGGACGCUACACCAUAUCCAUGGAUCCCUUCGCAGAGGAUUUUCAACUGAACACCAGCGAGUCCACGGACUUGGAUGGGUCGUCCAUAGUAAGUGGUGACUCCGAGCUGGACAUGCUAAGCCAACUCUACGGAGCCAGAAGUGCCCAGGAGUUGGAUGAAUCUUACGUCGAUGUGCGCUAUAAGUUCAUCAAGCUGAAGCGGUCCUACGAGGGUGCCUUAACCCAUUUUCAAAGGAUCGUUGACUGUGCUGAUCGUCAACACAAGAUUUCACAUCGCAUUUUUAUGAACUCGCAGGAUAGCAAGGGGAAGCUGUGCAGGCACUAGGAAUGCAAAUUUCCUUCAACUAUUCCAUCAAACUUGCGCGCGUGUGUAAACUGCAAAUUGUGUCGACACUUGGCAGGUUUUAUU
Molecule: messenger RNA, 538 nt
Organism: Drosophila mauritiana
Lineage: Eukaryota; Metazoa; Arthropoda; Insecta; Diptera; Drosophilidae
Exons: 1
Coding region: 8-454 (148 amino acids)
Source: RefSeq, a predicted model, not a curated record